This is a messenger RNA of Exophiala oligosperma, 738 nucleotides long. RefSeq lists its product as uncharacterized. NCBI's taxonomy places the organism in Eukaryota, Fungi, Ascomycota, Eurotiomycetes, Chaetothyriales, Herpotrichiellaceae. The coding region runs from base 1 to 738 and encodes 245 amino acids. The record is from RefSeq and is a predicted model, not a curated record. The transcript has a single exon.
AUGGCAAGUCUCAGUAUCCUGAAGUUGAACAGCACUCCAAGACCUACCGGCAUUUUUGCUCCAGACACUAUUCAUUACAAGGUUCUCUAUGCGGAAACCCGGAGUUUAUUUGGGCGCCUCACGUCCAACAAUUCGAGCUUCAGCAAUCUGAACGAAAUCGGAUUCUUCACCAAUGUCAAUCUGAAUAAGUCAUACCCUGGAAUGCGGGUUGUCCUUUUCCGUGCCUGUUACUCGCAGACCAUUGGAAAACUGGGCGGUGCACGUCGUGUGAUAUUGCCGGAUAGGACCAGAGUUUUCAACCCUCGACUUGAUUCGCAUCAACAGAGCUAUCGGACCUGGUCUGCAGAUGAGAAGAAUUCGGCGAAACCAGACCCGUGGCAAACGAAAACACUACCUGGCAGCGACGUGACUUAUGCUCAGGUAUUCCAAGGCUUUACGGGAAACUCCUACCAUGCCCUUUUCUUCAGGGAAAAUGGGUAUGCCGGUAUCAUUUCAGAUCAUCAGUACAUGUGUGUGAUUCUCUUCCCAGAAUUUGCGGGCUUGCAGUUGGUACAGGUCAAUGAUGGAGAACCAGGACCUGUUGUGGGACACGUGAACGGGAAGCCUUUGAAGUGUCAGUGGCCUGAGGAUGACAGUGGCAAUCAGCACAAGCAACACUUCGAGGAUAUUGAGGACGUUGGCCUGAGCCAGAGUUUGGUAGCCCUCGGCGUAGGGAGCACCAGGAUUUCUUACUUCUAG